Molecule: messenger RNA, 740 nt
Organism: Strongylus vulgaris
Lineage: Eukaryota; Metazoa; Nematoda; Chromadorea; Rhabditida; Strongylidae
Source: the annotation of a GenBank genome assembly
UUCUGGAAGUCAAAUCAGUUCCUGAAUUAGCCGAAUUCUGUGAUAGAAAACAUCGGCAAAGCGGUGUUAGAGACAAUGGUGAUCAGCUGAUGCUUGGACAUAUCAACACGAAUCUCCACGAGGACAUUCCUGAAGAUCAACGUUAUUGGCUUAUACAUAAAGGUGGCUACACCAUGGUACGACUGUUAGAACACUUACCAGAUGGUAGAGCGCUGGUAAAGGUUGCUGGACGUGAGAUGACUGUGGAUUCGACCGAUAUUGAUCGAAUGAAUCCCACCCAGCUAGAUCGAGUAGGAGAUGUAGCAGCGUUACGUUAUCUAAAUGAGACAAGCACCGUGCAUUUGCUGAGACAGAGGCAUGGAUGCAAUCUCCUCUAUACGAAUGCUGGCCUGACUAGUAUUCUAUGUGUAGCAUCAGCUGAAGAAGGAGCCGUUGGUCAGGACCGGCUGGUGUCGUUAUUUAAAGGCUGCAGACGUGGUCAGAUGCCUGCUCAUGUGUAUGCUACUGCGCAACAACUAUAUUUCGGUGAAGUCUGUAAAAUCAUAGAUUCUGGUAGCCCAUCUUUACCUCAUUUUAUACCGUUUAGGAACCUACAAAUGACGGGACAGAAUCAGUGCAUUGUACUGACGGGUAACAGUGGAAGUGGGAAGACGACCCAACUUCGUAAUUUGGUCCACUAUCUCUCUGAAGUAGCUGGAUGGACUAGGACACUGUCAUGUACGUCCGUACCUUAUCUCCGC